This is a messenger RNA of Physeter macrocephalus (sperm whale), 7277 nucleotides long. RefSeq names its product solute carrier family 7 member 2 (gene SLC7A2). Gene Ontology annotation, molecular function: L-lysine transmembrane transporter activity; L-ornithine transmembrane transporter activity; L-arginine transmembrane transporter activity. NCBI's taxonomy places the organism in Eukaryota, Metazoa, Chordata, Mammalia, Artiodactyla, Physeteridae. The record is from RefSeq and is a predicted model, not a curated record. The transcript has 13 exons. Gene Ontology annotation, biological process: L-arginine import across plasma membrane; L-ornithine transmembrane transport. The coding region runs from base 405 to 2402 and encodes 665 amino acids. Gene Ontology annotation, cellular component: plasma membrane.
CAUCAGCAGGCGGACUCUCAACCACUGCGCCACCAGGGAAGCCCCAUGUAUGUAUUUUUUAAGUGUUCAGAGCCAUCUGCUGGUUUUAUUCUGAUGCCCUUCAGUGACCAACUUUCAAAACAGAACCUUAAAGAUACCGGGUUCAUACUCAGUACCAGUCCUUGGUCAUGGUGGCAACAGCUGACAGUGGGUAUGAUGGUUUGGAUCAUUGUCUGCUCUUGGAAAAACAGUCUCUGUCCUCCAGACCAAAUAGAAUCACCUUCAAAAUCCUUGCAUAUCUUCACUGCAUAGUCGUUUGCUGAUGAGACAACACACCAGAGCCCAGGCAGGGAGAGUAAAUGCAGACAUGUGUCAAAGAAUAAGUAUGAGUGGAUUUUUUUCAGCAAUGAAAGAACCUUCUAGAAAUGGGGGUUGCCAUCUUCAGAAUGAUUCCCUGCAGAGCAGCGCUGUCUUUUGCGCGAUGUCUGAUCCGGAGAAAAAUCGUCACUCUGGACAGUCUAGAAGAUACCAAACUGUGCCGCUGCUUAUCCACCAUGGACCUCAUUGCCCUGGGCGUUGGAAGCACUCUGGGUGCCGGGGUUUAUGUCCUCGCUGGCGAGGUUGCCAAAGCGGAUUCUGGCCCCAGCAUCGUGGUCUCCUUCCUCAUCGCUGCGCUGGCUUCCGUGAUGGCAGGCCUUUGCUAUGCUGAAUUUGGGGCCCGAGUUCCCAAGACUGGGUCUGCCUAUUUGUACACUUAUGUUACUGUCGGAGAACUGUGGGCCUUCAUCACUGGCUGGAAUCUCAUUUUAUCUUAUGUGAUAGGAACAUCAAGUGUUGCAAGGGCUUGGAGUGGCACCUUUGAUGAACUUCUUAGCAAACAGAUUGGUCAGUUUUUCAGGACAUACUUCAAAAUGAAUUAUACUGGCCUUGCAGAGUAUCCUGACUUUUUUGCUGUGUGCCUUAUAUUACUUCUAGCAGGUCUUUUAUCUUUUGGAGUAAAAGAGUCUGCUUGGGUGAAUAAAGUCUUCACAGCCAUUAAUAUCCUGGUCCUUCUCUUUGUUAUGGUCGCUGGGUUUGUGAAAGGAAACGUGGCAAACUGGAAGAUUAGUGAAGAGUUUCUCAAAAAUAUAUCUGCAAGUGCCAGGGAGCCACCUUCUGAAAAUGGAACAAGUAUCUAUGGGGCUGGUGGCUUUAUGCCUUAUGGCUUUGCAGGAACUUUGGCUGGGGCUGCAACCUGCUUUUAUGCCUUUGUGGGAUUUGACUGCAUUGCAACAACUGGUGAGGAAGUCCGGAAUCCUCAGAAAGCUAUUCCUAUUGGAAUUGUGACUUCUCUGCUCGUUUGCUUUAUGGCCUAUUUUGGGGUCUCAGCAGCUUUAACACUGAUGAUGCCAUACUACCUCCUCGAUGAGAAAAGCCCGCUUCCUGUAGCGUUUGAGUAUGUUGGAUGGGGUCCAGCCAAAUAUGUCGUUGCAGCAGGCUCCCUCUGUGCUUUGUCAACAAGUCUUCUUGGAUCCAUUUUCCCAAUGCCUCGUGUAAUCUAUGCUAUGGCGGAGGAUGGGUUGCUUUUCAAAUGUCUAGCUCAAAUCAAUUCCAAAACGAAGACACCAAUAAUUGCUACUUUAUCAUCGGGUGCGGUGGCAGCUGUGAUGGCAUUUCUUUUUGACCUGAAGGCCCUCGUGGACAUGAUGUCCAUCGGCACCCUUCUGGCCUACUCUCUGGUCGCAGCCUGUGUUCUCAUCCUCAGGUACCAGCCUGGCUUAUCUUACGAGCAACCCAAAUAUUGUCCUGAGAAGGAAGCUCUGGGAUCGUGUGCCAACACUGCCUCCAAAAGCGAGUCCCAGGUCACUGUGCUGCCAGGACAGGGCUUCAGCCUGCAAACCCUCUUCAGCCCCUCGCUUCUGCCCACAAAACAGUCGGCUUCUCUCGUGAGCUUCCUGGUAGGAUUCCUUGCAUCUCUCAUCCUGGGCCUGAGUGUUUUGACCACGCAUGGAGUCCACACUAUUGCCAGGCUGGAGGCGUGGAGCCUCGCUCUUCUUGUGCUGCUGCUUGUUCUCUGCAUUGCCAUUGUGCUCCUCAUUUGGAGGCAGCCUCAGAAUCAGCAAAAAGUAGCCUUUAUGGUUCCGUUCUUACCGUUUUUGCCAGCCUUCAGCAUCCUGGUGAACAUUUACUUGAUGGUCCAGUUGAGUGCAGACACCUGGAUCAGAUUUAGCAUUUGGAUGGCGCUUGGUUUCCUGAUUUACUUCGCUUAUGGCAUUAGACACAGCCUGGAGGGUAAUUCGAGGGAUGAAGAUGAUGAUGAAGAUAUUUAUUCAGACAACAUUAAUGCAGCGACAGAAGAAAAAUCUGCCAUUCAAGCAGAUGACCAUCACCAAAGAAACCUGAGUUUACCUUUGGUAUUCCAUGAAAAGACCAGUGAAUGCUAGUACCUGCAGGAGCAGAGCUGGUCCACAGUCUUCACGUACGUAUCCUACAUGGAGUGAACCAUGACGGAUGCCAUCAUCAUGCUAGGUUGUCAUCGGUUUGCUGCAGACACAGUUCACCCUAAUUUAUACUUACUCACCUGGACAGCACCUCCUCAGAUGGUGAAUUAUGCAUCCAGGGAAAACACCCUGAGCUCGCUCCUCAGUGAUGAAUGUCCCCCAAUAGUGGGACUGUGGGAGUGUGUGUGUGUGUGUGUGUGUGUGUGUUUGUAUGUGUUGGGGAAUGUCAAUGUUACAAGUUGUUGGUGUUUUACUAUUAUUGUAUUGCAUUUUUCCAGUGUUGUCAUUAAUCGGUAGUCUAUACUGCACAUACUGAAAUGGAGAUAAUCAUGGAAUAGAAAAACAUUUUGUAUGUGCUGGGUGUGGUUGGGGAAAUAGCGGUUGCUUUUCCUUAUUAGGCUUUAUUAAUGUCAAGUUAGAACAUGCUAAAAAUGCAUUUACCCAUCACAGUGUCUGUCAUUGGUCUGGAGUAAGAGGAGGGGAUAGGAAAUGAGCCUUUUCUACAACUUAUAAUGCCAGCAGUGGGUUUAGUACAGACUUUUCUUCCGUAAGGUGUGACAGUUUGCCAAAACCUUCACCAGUAGGAGCGUUCGUGUCUGCCGUACUGCGCAGGGCAGGAGUGGCCCUCUGUGUCAUCAGAUGUCAGGCACCCCUUUGAACUGCUGUCUUCUUUGGGAACAGUGGUCCUUAAAUGUGAGGCCUUCACCUUCUGUGAAUGAUAUAUUCCCCCCUGCCCUGCCCCAGUCCAGCAGGGGCUUGAGAGAGGUAGUGUGACCUACUGGGACCCUUUGUGCUAGAGAGUGAACGUGGUCCCCGUGGGCAGGAAGCUCGUGUGAGUGGCAAAGAUGAGGAUAUGUUUGAAGAUCAGAGUAGACGUGUGCCUGGACAAGUAGACCCCCAAGCACCCCUGUUUUAAAAGUCAGUUAAAAUAAGCCAGUAGAAUCUCCCAGAUCGCACAAUUGGUGGAAUGAUUUUCCAUUACUUAAUAAAUAAUCACAGUUCAACUUUUUUUUCUAACUCAGUAGCAAAUUCUCUUUCUACUACAUGCAAAAAAAAGGAAAAAAUGAAGGGAUACAAGAAAAGAAAAUUCCCCUAUUCUGAUUUUAAAGUGCCUAUUCAGUUAUUAAAGGGCAUUUGACCCAAUUUUAGGGGUUCAGAUCUAAUUUGCCUCUGAUGUUUCUUUUGGAAACAGGGAUGUGUUUCUUUCCCCAUCCCAUAAAUUGUUUAGCACUUUUAAUUUUGAGGAAAUAAUUUGUUUUUAAAUGUCAGAUUCUCUAAUUACUGUAUUUUACUUUAUAGUGUUCUCUAAUAGUGGACUACUUAGCUGCAGUGUGUUUUGCUUCUCAUGAAUUAUUUUUCUUACAAAUAAUUAUAUGGUUCACUAGAUGAGACUGAGUCUAAACACUUACAUAUGUAUGGGUUAUAUUUCCAGGAAGAACAUUAUCCAGCCCAGGUGACCAGCUUAAUCCAAAGGCAAGGAAAACAUUUAUUUUCUGACAGCUUUUCCAAGAGAUGUCACUUUAUUUUUUUCAUUAAAAAGCAAGUUAUGAUUAUGGAGGAGUUUAUUGUGAUUAAAUAUCCAAUAAACAGGUAGAAGGCCUGGGUUUCUGGCUGCUAGUGUUGUAGCAUCUCUGACAUAGAACUCAGUACUAACAUUCCACAAUUUCCAGGGUGCACACGGUAAAAUCUGAAGCCCAGAAUUCUUUUAAGCUGCAUGUUUUACUGGAGAGGAAGAGUUGGCUAUGCAAGGGGUAAAGUAUUUCUGUAAGCACUGUGGGCCUAAUCAUAAGUCCUUGCUGUCAUUGCAAUAUACUGAGAAGCCCUUUUUUUUCUGAAUUCAUUCUAGAACAGGCCCUUCACACAGGGAACAUGAAGAAUUUCAUAUGUGAAUAUUAAAACUUUUACUGUAACAAUAUCAAGAAAUUUGUUUAGAACAUGACAGGCAGCUAAAACUAUUAUGCCCACUGUGUUCAAUUAGGAGCAGAAUUUAGUUAAAAAUUAUUUUUCUACCUUGAAACACUUUACAAAUACAAAUGUCUAUGAAAAGAUGCUUUGUCCGUGACUAUGCUUUUUUUCUGUGAAAACUCAAAUGUAUGUUCAUAUGUAUGUGUGAGUGUGUAUAUAUACACGUAUAUAUAUGUGUGUGCAUAUUUCAAACGUCAGUGUAGAAGUCAGCUGGGUUUAGGAUGGGGUUUGGAAAUAAUACUGUUGUCUAGAUUUUAAAAACCCAACUGAUGGAGAAAAAAUAAUGUUUUAUAUUGAUAGGUAUGCUUAUGCAAAAUUUUUAGGUUUUAAACUAUUUUGAAAUAUAUAGCGAUUUUAUAUGUAUAAUAUUUUCUAUAGAUAGAUUCUUUAAGAAAGAUAUAUUUAUAAUGUUUCUAAUAUGAAAUCACUGAAGUCUGGUACAUUAUACCAGGAGCUUUAUAAUCUGAAAUGGAGUUGGGGGCGGGGGCAUUAGGGGAUUUCUGUUUAUUGUUUCUGCUGCACCUUUUCUGACAUUUCUGUCUUGGUUUGUGCUUAUUAGGAAAAGCCAGUACUACCAGGUCUUUUAUCACCUCUCUGUUCCUACAUUUGAAUUUAUAACCUUUUGAACAAAAUGUUGUUUUUACUUUCCUAGGAUUACCAAAAUGUUCUGUACAGCUUUUACUAGUAAUCAGUCACACUUAUAUAAAGUCCUUUCCAUAAAUUAAAAAAUACAUAUACAUUCUCUUAAUUGUGACUGAGUAAAAACAGCUUGAAUUACCUUUCUUUUUUGCACUAGGAAAUAUGCUCUCUGAUCUCAGUGAGAAACUUUAAUAAUAGCACCUUUAUUUUAUACUCUUAAAAAAGAAAGAUGAUUUGUGAAUAACCAUACAAAGGCCAUGCCUACCCUACAUUUAAUUAGGUAGCUGUACAAAUCCAAGUUUAAAAACUAUUUAUGAGAAAAUGUAGAACUUUUUGAUGUAUACUGAAACACAGAGUACUGCUUAAUCACAUUUUCCCCAGAGAUGAAUAUCAAGAAAAGACCAAAACAUCAUUUGAGGUAUAUACAUUAAUGAAGAACUAAUGAUGAUAGCUAUAAAACUUUACUGUUAUCAACCACACUUGAUAGAAAAUAUGUUUCAGAAUUACCUUCCUUUAAAAGACAAGGGCCUGUCUUCUUCAAAUUUUUCUGAAUAAAAGAUUUUUAAACUUCGUUUAUUUUAAAUAUUAGCCAAAAUGUCUUCUAAGUACUGUGUAUUUACAGGUAGAUGUUAAAAUCUUUUGAAUUAGAAUUUGUAUUUACCAAACUAUUUUCAAAACAUAUUUGAAUGCAGGGAGAAUAAGGAAAAGUAAUCGCCCGCCAAUGCUGAUAGUGCCAGAGGGAGCAGAUUAGUCUUAACUUUGCUUCCUCUUAGAUCAGCAUAUUCUGAGAUUAUAAACCACGUGAUAAAAUUGUGCCAAGAUUCCAACUCUUACUUACCUGUGACGUUGCUUCUGAUGUUCUCUGUCUCAGUUUCUCCUGAUGUGCUUCAAGCGACAGUGCAAUUCAAACUAAAAACACAACGUCCACAGAAUUUUAAAGGAUUGGGUUUAGAGUGUGCAUCAUGGAAUAUUAAUAUUCACAUGAUCAGUGUGAAUUUCUUGGGGGGUUAUGAUUAACUGGGCUUUUUGGUUUGUUUUUGGUUUUUGUCUAGUGCCAAAAUAGUGCCUUCUCCGUAUAUUUUCUACCUACAUUUUCUUACUUGUCCUAAAAUAUCAAGGGAAAAAGUACCAAAGUUCACGUAGGAACUAAUGCCAUCACAGGUCAUUUUUCAGACACGUAGAUGUGAAAAUGAGGUUGCUUGACUUUGUUGUUUAGCUGAGUUUUUUUUUAUCUCCUUGUAUAAUCAUAUUUAAACAAUUUUUAAUGGCUUUCUGGUUUCUGAAUUUUGAGAGGCGUGAUCUGUUAUUGUUGUGGUUGUUGGUUUAGUGGUUGGUUUUUGUAACAUUAUUGUCUAUAUGUACACAGUUUAGUCAUGUUCAUUUCAAAUGUGUUUUGUUAUGGCUCAACCCGAUUGGCAACCCUGUUUGCUGGGAGCACUGUCUUAGCUUUUAUUCCUCACGGCUGAAGCCACUGCCAUAAUCUCUGGCCUUAAAGAGCUUUCACUGACCACUGACAGCAGCUCCAUGGGGAUCAUAACCAGGACCCUGGGUCAGGCAGGCUGCAAAGUAUGAGCGUCUAUAGCUACCCCGUUGGUGGGGGCUUGUGAUGACAGGGUAGGAUAUGAAGUGAAAGACUUCACAUGAAACUAAGGUAGUUUGGGGUCCUUAAUUUCAGCCCCAAAUAUCCCAGGAGUACAAGGUAAAUGAUAAGGACCAAGGAACCUCUAUGACUCAUGGAAAGGAUGGCUGCUUCCUGGAACUGGCACCACUGCAGUUUCUGCACCAGCACUAACAGCCAUGGGCAGGAAAGUGCGUAGGCCUUGGCACAGUUGGUAAAGAACCUUGUGUUGCCAACAGGACAGGUUUCUCUGGCCCGUGCCUGGUUAACAGGCUUUCCAUCUUUGAUGCCCGAUUGUUUCAUUGCUUUAUUUUGUUAUCAUUGUACUUAAUAGAAGCUGUUGAUAGGGCCUAAAACCCUGCAGAAAUUCUAUGUCUGUAAAAACCAACAGAUACAUUGGUCUUAUGCGAAUAUAGAGUUUUUUUUGUGUAGUAGGUAAUUUUAAAUUUAAAUGUCUCUAAUGAUAAUCAGUGUUCCUUAUUACUUAUAAAGUUGGAUUAUUUUGUAGAAUUUGUAAUGAAUGAAAACUGCUGCUGCUUUACCACUGUAAAAUACGCUUUCUAACAUGACCAUGUAUUUUUUAAAUAAAUUUUAAU